Messenger RNA from Tripterygium wilfordii, 780 nucleotides. RefSeq names its product transcription factor bHLH53-like. Gene Ontology annotation, biological process: regulation of DNA-templated transcription. Gene Ontology annotation, molecular function: protein dimerization activity; DNA-binding transcription factor activity. The record is from RefSeq and is a predicted model, not a curated record. Bases 1 to 780 code for a protein of 259 amino acids. The transcript has a single exon. NCBI's taxonomy places the organism in Eukaryota, Viridiplantae, Streptophyta, Magnoliopsida, Celastrales, Celastraceae.
AUGGGUUCUAAUGUUUUUGUUCAGCUUUUGGUCUCCAUGGCUAUGAGCUUUUGCUCCAACUGGGAUUCUUCACAGUUAGCACCAACAGAGCUAACAGAAGACACCUUCGGUUUCGGUUUCGACAUUGAUGAAUUUUCAGUUUCUGAUUGUUUGGUGGAUCCAAUUUCACAAUCUGAUGAGCUAUUCUACUCAAAUAGCUACACAAACAUCCUCCCCUGCUUUGGAACAGAGUACUGUCACCUCCCCUGCUUUGAAACAGAGCAUUGUCACUACCCGAAACGACAAAAGAGCUACAUCAACCAAUUUGAUUCCAAUUUCACACCAAAUUUGUAUCCUAAUCCGGUCCCGGAUUUCAUAUUACCUGAAAUUCAAGCUCCAGUGACCUUCAAUUGUGAGAAGAAAGCGAAUGGUGGGAGCUUGUCGGUGCAAAGCAUGGCUGCGAGGGAGAGGAGAAGGAAGAUAACAGAGAAGACACAAGAGCUUGGGAAGUUGAUUCCUGGAGGAAGCAAGAUGAAUAUUGCAGAAAUGUUUCAAGCUGCUUUCAAUUACGUCAAGUUCUUGCGGGCUCAAGUCUCAAUCCUCGAGCUCAUAGGGUCAUGCCAGGAAAUGGAAUCAAUGGACACAAAGGAACUUGAAAUUCUUGUAACAUCUCCAACAAUGCAAGAGAGGUUGUGCUUGGAGGAGAAGUGCUUGGUUCCAAUCCAAUUUGUUCGGAGUCUCGUCGAUGAUCAUGAUCAUGAGUUGGAGUUGCAGCCAUUGAUACAGCAAAACAAUGGCUAA